This is a messenger RNA of Leishmania braziliensis MHOM/BR/75/M2904, 861 nucleotides long. RefSeq names its product putative electon transport protein SCO1/SCO2. The transcript has a single exon. The coding region runs from base 1 to 861 and encodes 286 amino acids. Lineage: Eukaryota; Euglenozoa; Kinetoplastea; Trypanosomatida; Trypanosomatidae. The record is from RefSeq and is a predicted model, not a curated record.
AUGAGCGAAGCCGUAGAUGAGAUGCGCGACAACCCAGUGUGGAUGCUGUGGGCUCUGGGAUUCCUGACGCUGGGCGUCAUGACAGUCGUCAUAUCAAUUCGGAUUCGUCGGGAGCAGAUGCGCUUUGACCCAAAACUUCGCGCGGUGAAAUCCUUCGAUAGCCCAGAGGGGCCUAGCAUUGGUGGGCCGUUCAGCUUGGUCGACGUCAAGACGGGAAAGCGUAUCACAGAUGCGGACCUGAAGGGCAAGUGGCUUUACAUUUACUUUGGGUUCACGAACUGCCCAGAUGUGUGCCCGGAGGAGAUGGCAAAGAUGGCUCGCGUCAUCAAUCACCUCGACAAGAAGGUGGGCAGGGACUAUUGGCAGCCCAUCUUCAUUUCCCUCGAUUCGAAGCGCGAUACGCCAGCGAAGAUACGCGAGUACUUGAGCGACUUCUCGCCGCGCAUCAUGGGCCUUGUGGGGACGCAGGCCGAGGUCGAGGAGGCGGCCCGGCAGUACCGCGUCUACUUCGCCAUCCCAGAUGAGGAGGUAAUGUCCGAGGACGACUACCUUGUGGACCACUCCAUCAUCAUGUACCUCAUCGACCCCGAGGGGCGUUUCUCCGACUAUACCACGAAGGAGUUCCAGUGGUUCGAGAGCUACAGCAAGCUGCUGCGCCGCAUGAUGGACUACGAACGACAUAGAGCGACAGAGGAGCAGCAGCGGGUGCAGCGCGGCGAAGCACCGCUGGCAGAUGGCGAGGCACCUGCCAACUUAAAAAUUGCGAAUUUAGCGUCGAUGCUCGACAACGCCGAAGUCCAGGCGGCGCAGGAGGCCGCGCUGCGGAAUCAGCCGAAAGGCUUGUCGUCGCUUCGAUCUUGA